AUUUAGAAAGACCAAUUAGUUUCUUCCUGAAAAAUCAGCAAACUUCAAAUUCGACGACUACUAUUUGUCUUCUUUACAUUAAUAAAAAAAAAUAUAUAUAUAGAUAUCUGAGGAUCAAAUCUUGUCAGAUAGAUAUGGCAGAGUUUAUGAGAAACCUUACUUUGGUCACGACGACCCUUAUGGUAUUGCUUCAACUAUGCAGCAUCGUAUCUUGCACCACAAGCACCUCAAUCACCACCAUAAACAACACGAUACGAGACGGAGACUCACUAAUCAGCGAAGAAGAAGUCUUCGAGCUCGGAUUCUUCAGCCCGAAAGAUUCAUCUUUAAGGUACGUCGGAAUCUGGUACAAGAACAUCGAACCUCAAACAAUUGUCUGGGUAGCUAACCGAGAGAGUCCAUUGUCUGAUCACAACGGGGCUCUAAAGCUUGCAGAUGACGGGAACUUGGCGGUAGUUGACGGACAAAACAACACCGUUUGGUCCACAAACGUGCCGCCCAAGUUGAACAACACCGUUGCUGUUCUAUUGGAAACAGGGGAUCUGGUUCUGUCUUUAGAUUCAGACAGGGACACUAGGUACUGGGAGAGCUUUAACAACCCAACUGAUACUUUCUUGCCCGGUAUGCGGGUUAGGGUGAACCCAUCAAGCGGAGAGAAUCACGCUUUUACACCAUGGAACUCCGAAAAUGAUCCUUCGCCAGGAAGGUAUUCGUUAGGGAUUGAUCCUAUUGGAGCACCAGAGAUUGUGAUUUGGGAAGGAGGGACGAGGAAAUGGCGAAGCGGUCCGUGGGAUUCGGUUAUCUUUACCGGUAUACCGGAUAUGUUCCGUAACACAAACUUUAUUUACGGGUUUAAGCUCUCUGCUCCUCCUGAACGAGAUGGUAGCGUGUACUUCACGUAUGUUCCGUCAGAUAGCUCUGACUUACUAAGGUUUCGGGUUAGGUUUGAUGGCGUAGUAGAGCAGUUCAGAUGGGACAAAGAUGCCAGGAGGUGGACUUUGCUUCAGUUGAAACCGAGUACGGAAUGUGAGAAGUACAACCGUUGCGGUAAUUACAGCGUAUGUGAUGAGAGCAAAGAGUUUGGUUCGGGUAAAUGUAGUUGCAUCGAUGGGUUUGAGCCGGUGAGUCGGAAUCUGUGGGACGACGGAGAUUUCUCGGGUGGCUGCAAAAGAAGAGUGCUAUUGAACUGUAGCCAGACUCUGAGAGAAGACGAGUUCGUGGAGCUUAGUGGAAUGAAGUUGCCUGACUUUGGAUCAGUUGUUACCCUUGGAAACUCGGAGACUUGUAAAGAUGUAUGCGUGAGGGAUUGCUUGUGUAAUGCUUAUGCGUUUGUUAGAGGGAUCGGAUGCAUGAUUUGGACUAGAGAUUUGAUAGAUAUGGAGCGUUUUGAGGAUGGUGGACAGUCUAUCAACGUCCGGCUAGCGGAAUCUGAAAUAGGUGGGAGGGAAAACUCGAAACUGUGGAUAGUUAUUGUUAGUGUUAUAGGUGCCUUCUUGCUCGGAUUAUGCAUUUGGACCUUGUUGAAGUUGAAGAAAAGAGUUAAAGCUAUUUUGUGGAGGAAGAAAGACUUUCCAGUUUUCGAAGAGAAAAAAGAUUACUCGGUUAAGUCCUCAAACUCGACGAUCCAAGUUCUGGUAGGGGGUCUAGUUGACACACCAGAUUUUCCCAUUUUCAGUUUCAACACCGUAGCCUUAGCAACUGGAAAUUUUGCUGAAGAAAACAAGCUUGGACAUGGUGGAUUUGGUACUGUAUAUAAGGGAAACUUUCCAGGUGACAGAGAGAUCGCGGUGAAGAGACUAUCAGGGAAAUCCAAGCAAGGGCUAGAGGAAUUCAAGAACGAGAUCUUACUGAUCGCAAAACUCCAGCAUCGAAAUCUUGUUAGAUUAGUAGGAUGCUGCAUUGAAAACAAUGAGAAGAUGCUUCUCUAUGAAUACAUGCCAAAUAAGAGCUUGGACAGUUUCCUUUUCGAUGAGAGUAAACGAGGAAGUUUAAACUGGAAGAAACGGUGGGAUAUCAUUGGAGGAAUCGCGAGGGGAUUGCUUUACUUGCAUAGAGACUCAAGACUAAAGAUCAUUCACCGUGACCUAAAAGCUAGCAAUAUCUUGCUGGACAAGGAAAUGAAUCCGAAAAUUUCGGAUUUUGGUAUGGCUCGGAUCUUCAACUACCGACAAGAUCAGGCCAACACGAUCCGAGUUGUCGGCACAUAUGGUUAUAUGGCUCCGGAGUAUGCAAUGGAAGGAAUGUUCUCAGAAAAAUCUGAUGUGUAUAGCUUUGGAGUGUUGAUACUGGAGAUUGUAAGUGGAAGCAAGAACGUUAGCUUUCGAGGGUCUGAACAUGGAAGUAUCAUCGGCUAUGCGUGGAAUUUAUGGAGCCAAGGAAAGACCAAAGAGCUAAUAGAUCCGACGGUGAAGGACACUCAAGACGUAAACGAAGCAAUGAAAUGCAUCCACGUGGGGAUGUUGUGUACACAAGAGUCAGUAAUCUACAGACCAAACAUUGGUUCGGUUUUAUUGAUGUUGGAGAGUCGAAUGAGUCAUCUUCCACGACCGAGACAGCCUACCUUCCAUUCGUUCUUGAACUCCGGCGAGAUCGUGGAAGGUCAGGAUGUUGCCACGGUCAAUGAUAUUACUUUGACCACUGUUGUUGGUAGAUGACUACUUGAGUUAAUUGUUCUUCCCCACGCUAUUUGACUUCUCAUUUCAUUUCGCUGGAAGUCCCUUAGUUUCAACUUUUGUUAAUAAUAAAUUUUCGUCCUGUUAACCGGGCUUCGUAGCCUGGUGGUAAUGGAACCUCGGCUGAGGUGCCCGCCACCCAGCUUCGAAACCCGGCCACAGCGAUUUAACAUCCUUACUGCUGGGGCGCUGGACCCCUUCGGGGGAUAUUUGGGAAAGUGGCUGCCCAGACACCAGAGAUAUCAAAAAAAUUUUCGUCCUGUUAAACCUUUUAAAAUACAUAUACUUGAUCAAUUUGAACAUUGUCGAGGAAAAUAAACAAAUCGGAUUUGUACUGUAGUUGUGUUUUGGGAUCAGCAUACUUCGUUCUUUUUUAUUUAUUUACUCCAUCUGUUUCAUAAUACAAGAUAUUUUGAUUGAA
This is a messenger RNA of Raphanus sativus (radish), 3093 nucleotides long. RefSeq names its product putative G-type lectin S-receptor-like serine/threonine-protein kinase At1g61610. NCBI's taxonomy places the organism in Eukaryota, Viridiplantae, Streptophyta, Magnoliopsida, Brassicales, Brassicaceae. Gene Ontology annotation, biological process: recognition of pollen; protein phosphorylation. The record is from RefSeq and is a predicted model, not a curated record. Gene Ontology annotation, molecular function: protein serine/threonine kinase activity; ATP binding. The transcript is spliced from 7 exons. Bases 135 to 2654 code for a protein of 839 amino acids.